This is a messenger RNA of Branchiostoma floridae (Florida lancelet), 2204 nucleotides long. RefSeq names its product lysophospholipase-like protein 1. The record is from RefSeq and is a predicted model, not a curated record. NCBI's taxonomy places the organism in Eukaryota, Metazoa, Chordata, Leptocardii, Amphioxiformes, Branchiostomatidae. The transcript has 5 exons. Gene Ontology annotation, molecular function: palmitoyl-(protein) hydrolase activity; carboxylic ester hydrolase activity. Gene Ontology annotation, biological process: protein depalmitoylation. The coding region runs from base 79 to 777 and encodes 232 amino acids. Gene Ontology annotation, cellular component: cytoplasm.
ACUUCCCAAACGUCAUGUCGUUUUGCUGCUAUCACUGUCCCGAAUGUGGUUACCGCGUUGCAUCACGGGAUCUCUAAGAUGGCGGCCGCCAUGAAAGUUUUGAACUUGCAGAAAAACAUUGUGUGUCAAACUGGCAAACACACUGCUUCUGUUAUCUUUUUGCAUGGCUCAGGUGAUACGGGAGAGGGUGUGUGUUCUUGGAUUCAAGAUCUGAUAGGGAAUGGGUUGGUAUUUCCUCACAUCAGAAUGGUGUUCCCUACAGCUCCACCAAGACCCUACACUCCAAUGAUGGGCCAGAUGACUACAGUGUGGUUUGACAGACAUAGGAUCUCACCAGAUGUGCCUGAUCACAUGGAGUCUGUGGACAUCAUGUGUGAACACCUCAACAGACUGAUAGAAGAAGAGGUCAGCUCUGGCAUCCCAAAGGAAAGAAUAAUCUUAGGUGGUUUCUCCAUGGGCGGUGCCAUGGCCAUGCAGGUGGCCUACAGACUUCACCUUUCUGUGGCAGGUGUGGCAGCUCUGUCAGCUUUCCUCAACAAUGACUCUGCAGUAUAUAAGGCAGUAAAGGAAGCUAACAGCCCCUUGCCAGAGCUAUUUUUGUGCCAGGGAGGGAAAGAUCCUCUCGUGAUGCCAGAGUGGGUGAAGCAGACCCAUCGCAUGAUGGAUGGUUUGGGAGUGCCAAGCCAGUUUCACUUCUUCCCAAAAAUGUACCAUGAAAUGUGUGUUCAAGAGCUAGAAUUGUUGAGGACAUGGAUCCUGAAAAAGUUACCUUCAUGAUACAUGAACAGAGACUCGACAUACAUGUAUUUAAUUCAAAGUUGUGUAAUCUGAAAGGUCUCCUUGAGAACACUUUUGCAAGUGUUCAUUUUAACGAAUUCGUCUUUUAGAAGGGGCGUAAAACGGGGGUCCCAUGUUCAAGGAGGUGCCUCAAGCACGUAACUCAGCCUCAUUACUUAAACAUUAGGUACCUGGUGGCUGCAAGUACAAAUGUAAUACACCAGAUGUAUAUAUAAUGUAUGAAGGAAUGAAUGUAUACAAAAUAUAUUCAUUAUGGCAAUAAAUGUGUAAUAUCUUUAUGUAUAAGUAAGUUAUCCUGCAACAUGGCAAUAAAUUAUAUCAGCUUGAUAUGAAGCCACUUGCUAUGAAUGUUAAUGUUUCCUAAGUUUUGGAAAAUUAAACAUUUAAAACAUUAAAAUAUUAGAAAGGGGAAGCACACAUGAAAUACUGGUACAGAACAUGUACUUGAUUUCAGAUGCCACCUGCAUAACCGCCUGUCUGACUUAAGCUACAUGUAUGGAACUGAUGGUAAUGAUUAUCCAAGAGGUGCAUGUAAAUGAUAGCCUGGGUACCAUCUGAACAGUAGUUCACUCCUAUGUUUGCUUCUGCUUCUUGUCUGGGGAACUGUAUAUUCAAAUCUUUUGGUUGUGACAUCAGUUAAUGAGUUCUAGAGUGCUCGUUCGAACAGGUGUUCCAACACCAUGAUCAGUUAACUACUAGUAUGUUUAGUGUCUUGUAUAGCAGAAGCAAAUGACUACCUGGAUGGGACCAAUUAGUACCCUCAUCCAAAAUUUGACAAAAAUUGAACAUUACAGUCAAGCGUUGGAGAUGUCCAAGUUCACAGAUGGAAUAGCAGUGAAAUGACUGUAGAAAGUGUAAAUAAACGUUGGAGUGAACUACUAACCACCAUGUUGAUGAUGUAGUUAACGUAAUUGGCAAACUAACAGUAACAAGAUAAUGUACUGAACCCUUUCCAAGUGCGGUUGUCAUUCAGAUGCAUAAGCAUCUGCAAUGUAAACAACUCAUUGCUCACUGUUUAUUCUCAUCUAUGGCCAUAUGUAACUUGUCCGUAAAAUGCUUCUUUUUUUUUUUAAAUUUCUAGUGAGUGAGCUGUUAUCAAUAUUUUUUCAGUCAUCCUUCUUGUGUAAAUUUUCUGUCCUUUUAACAUUAUGCACACCUCACAUGAUAACUAUCAAGACCAAAAAUAACAUUCACAGGUGUCAUCAUUUCUCUCAUCAUACAUGUACUUUCAUAUGUUGCCAAUAUCAAGUAUGGAUGGUAAUUAUGAAAGAAAACUGCUAAUGUUACGUUACAUAUGUGUAACGUUACUAGUACUUGUCGAUUCCAGUCAAUUCAUCUAGCUAUGGUGUAAUGAAAAACAUGAUUUAAGAAGAUGGAGAGGCAUGUAAAACGACAUAAUAAAUCAA